This is a messenger RNA of Chenopodium quinoa (quinoa), 1338 nucleotides long. RefSeq names its product RNA-binding protein 1-like. The coding region runs from base 306 to 923 and encodes 205 amino acids. The transcript is spliced from 6 exons. The record is from RefSeq and is a predicted model, not a curated record. Lineage: Eukaryota; Viridiplantae; Streptophyta; Magnoliopsida; Caryophyllales; Amaranthaceae. Gene Ontology annotation, molecular function: mRNA binding.
UUCAAGAACCAAGAACAAGUAAACAAAAAAAAAAAAAACCCUUAGUCUUGUUUUACUCAGGUAACUUAACUGCUGCCUCUUUCCGGCAGACAGAGCUCUGGAGUUCUCCAGAAGCUUUCGAUAAUCUCUCUUUCAAUUUCAGAUUUUCAGAAAUUCAGCUUAUUUUAGGGUUUAUCUUCCUGCUGGUAAAUUUGUUCUCGAAUAAUAAAACAAGAGAAACUAAAAUCGCUGUGAUUCUGAAGCUGCGAGGUACAUACCUUUGGAGGCUAGAUUAUUCAGCUCACUUUACAUUAAAGGAUUCAGAGAUGGCUCAUCAUAUGUUGCGACCAAAUGAUUUGCGCGAUUCAUCUAUAGAUCCCCUGGGCAGGGAUGUAGUGCCCUUGCGGUCUAGAGCUUAUGGUUUGGAUGAUAUUUCAGGUUUUUCUGCACGUAGUGAGCCUGCUUUAGGCGGGUUGACAGCAGGAAUGAGUGCUAGAGGCUACACAUCUUCCCUUGAAGACCCCAUUCUAUUUAGCCAAAGGCGAGAUGUCCCUUUAGGAAUCAGUCCUGUGCCUCCUGGCAAUCCAGAUAUCAUUUAUGAGAGACCUAACUCUCAGCGAAGGGUUGAAAGCCUCUCUUUGCAUGAAACUGAAUCAAACAUUCUUUUUGUUGAUGGGCUUCCAACUGACUGCACCAGAAGGGAAGUUGGUCAUAUUUUUCGUCCUUUUAUAGGCUUUAAGGAUAUCAAAGUCAUACACAAGGAAGCAAGACGGAGUGGCGAGAAAGCAAUGGUGCUGUGUUUCGUUGAAUUUAAUGAUUCAAAAUGUGCCCUUACAGCUAUGGAAGCACUCAAUGGCUACAAAUUUGACGAUAAGAAACCUGAAUCCUCCAUCCUAAGGAUUCAUUUUGCACAUUUUCCCUUCCGUUUACCAUCUCAAACAUGAUGGUCAUCGAUUGGAGACAUGGCGAUCCAAAUGAACCCUGCUACUGUAUCAAAAUCUCGAUGUUGAGUCUGACGGUUGGUUCAAGCCUUCAAGGUCCUUCCUUUCCUUGAACUCUCUUCUCUCAAUGUCCACUAUAUAUUGCUUAGCUGUCUGAAUCUUUUUUUGUCUUUUAUUAAUUGAGAAAAUUCAAUUCUAUCAAUAUAGUAGAUUCUUGUAGCUUCAUCAUGUACUAGUGAAAAUAGAAGACUGGUAGAGGCAGGCUGUAAGUUGCCACCUUUUUUUAAUGGGAUUGUUGACCUCAAUUAACAUGAAGGCGACUAUUAUAAUGUGUUUAUGGGUUAUCCAGGCUGCUAUCAGGUGUGAGUAGUUUGGUUUAUUGAGAAUAUAUAAAUAGGUUCAAACCAUUUCUUUUGUG